Molecule: messenger RNA, 936 nt
Organism: Cyclocybe aegerita
Lineage: Eukaryota; Fungi; Basidiomycota; Agaricomycetes; Agaricales; Hemipholiotaceae
Source: the annotation of a GenBank genome assembly
AUGAGCGCCAUCGCCCUAGGUUUUGCACUGGAACCCUCGUCCAUUUCCUCAUAUACUUCUGCCCUUCACUCUUACCUCGCCUUCUGUAGUAGGCAUGGUUUCCCCAUAGAACCCACCCCAGACACCCUUUCUUUUUUCGUUGUAUACACAUGCCAUUUCAUCAAACCUUCUUCUGUACGAUCUUACCUUUCGGGUAUUUGUAACCAGCUCGAACCCCUCUACCCUUCUGUCCACCAAUCUCGCAAGGACAAGCUCGUUACUCGCACCCUGACGGGCUGCACCAAGCUUCGUGCUAUCCCCACCCAUCGCAAACGCCCGAUCGGUCGCGACAAACUCGCUGAUGUGUGCACCUCCCUCCGCCCCACAGCAUCUCACGACGACCUCCUUUUCCUCGCUAUCCUCACCACAUCCUUCCAUGGUCUCAUGCGUCUGGGUGAAAGUGUAUUACCUGACAAGAUUGCCCUGCGCGACUACCGGAAGGUCAUUUCGAGGUCCUCUGUGUCUGUCUCUGACUCCUCCUUUUCUUUCCUCCUGCCGUCACACAAAGCUGACCGCCUUUUUGAGGGCAACCGUGUCCUCAUCAACUCGACCACCACCCCCAACAACCCCGUUUCCAUAUUCAAGGCCUAUCUUGCCUCCCGUGAUGCACAUUUUGACCUCCACCCACACCUCUGGCUUCGCGGAAACGGCACAGUUCCCACCCACAGCUGGUUCAUCAGACACCUACGAAUUCACUUCGACGGAGACAUCGGCGGCCACUCACUUCGUGCUGGUGGCGCAACUGCAUUGGCUCUUGCGGGCAUUCCCUUGCACCUCAUUCAGGCUAUUGGCCGGUGGUUGUCUGAAACUUUUGCUAUCUAUAUUCGACAUCACCCUGCCCUGCUUGCCGCCCUUAUCUCCCACCCUUUCCAAUCUUCUGAAUCCUUGAUUUCGUGA